UCCUCCCAACCCCGCCGACCAAUAUUUCUAUAUAAACAGUCUGUUUAUCUCUCACUUAAAACUAAACCUCAUCCUUUCAAAACAAAGACCAGAUUGCUUUUUCAUCUUUGGUUCCCUUUUCCUACUACUCUCCAUUAAAUAUACCAGGUGGCAAAAAAAGCAUCAAAUAUAUAACUACACCUAUAUUCCAUUAGAAUAUCACUUCGACUCUUAUUAUCAAAAGAGCGACGUCGAUCCGUUCUCCCUCAAAACAAAGAGCAUCAUGGCCGCUACCUCGCCCCCAGCCAAGAGCGGCCUCACCAUCAACAGCAUCCAGAUGGGCAGACUGCACCAUAAGAACGCUAUUGUCACCGGCGCUGCAGGUGGCAUCGGUCUAGAGACCUCCAUCCUCUUCGCCAAGGAGGGCGCCAACGUCCUCAUGGCUGAUAUCUCCGAGACGGCCCUUGAGAAGGCAGUCGAGAAGCUGCGCCAGCUCGUGCCCUCCGUCCACCGCGUUGAAGUCCGUGUCUGCGACGUCUCAAAGGAAGCCGACGUGGAAGCUCUCGUCGAGCAACUCGACACCUGGGGCGGCGUGGACAUCAUGUUCAACAACGCCGGUAUCAUGCACGCGCUUGACGCCGACGCUGUUGACACUCCCGAAGCUGUGUGGGACCUUACUCAAGCCAUCAACGUCAAGGGCGUCUGGUUCGGAUGCAAGCACGCUGUGCUCUCUCUGCGCCGCCACAACAAGGCCUCCGGCUCCAUCAUCAACACCGCCUCCGUCGUCGCGCUCGUCGGCUCCGCCACUCCCCAACUCGCCUACACGGCAUCCAAGGGCGCGGUUCUAGCGCUCACGCGUGAGCUGGCUAUCGUGCACGCCCGCGACGGGUACAGAUUCAACGCACUCUGUCCGGCACCGCUGAACACGCCACUGCUUCAGGAUUGGCUCGGUGACGACAAGGAGAAGCGCCAACGCCGUGAAGUGCACUUCCCAUCUGGCCGAUUUGGAGAGGCCGUGGAGCAGGCGCAUGCGGUGCUGUUCCUGGCGAGCGACGAGAGCAGCUUUAUUAAUGGGCAGGACUUUGUCGUGGAUGGUGGGAUGACGAAGGCGUAUGUUACCCCUGAGGGACCGGCGAGGGCUGGCCCGAAGAACAAUGCUCUGUUGAGUGAGCAAGUGGAUGCUAUUCGCGGGACUGGUAUUGCGGAUGCUUAAGAGAAGAAGACAAUGCUGUUUUUGUUAUACAUGACGCAGUAACGGGGAUAGGGAUAUGGGAAUUGUGGAGUUGGUCGUUGGAUAACGAUGCAGGAAGACAGUCACUGCGCAUUUUGGUUUCUCACCGUGCCGCGAUUUUGCGGAUAUUUUAAACGGGCUAAGGGAUUGCGGGCGCCUCCGUUUUGGUUUCUGAUGAAUGCAUCGUUUUCACCUAGAUACCUAGAUACCUAGAUAGAGAAAUUGGUUCUAAAGAAUACGUGGACCAGCUCGUGUAAGGAAUAUUGCUUUCCCCACGUCAAAAAUUAUAGUCUAACCCAGACUCACCUUUUAGCUCAUUCUCUACCUUCCCAUGCGCGCGCUCAAACAAUCGUAAACCGCUCCUUCCGUCCCCAGUCUUUAAGAACCACCCGAUCGAAUUCAUUGUAGUGAAUCAUCCUCUCAAAAACCAACUUACCCACCCCCACCUUCCUCAGCACAAGAAACAUCCUCGACUCAUAAACACCAACCACCACCAUCUCCACCCCAUCCCUCCGCCCAGCCUGUAACUCCCCCAAAACAUCCUCCGUAUCCGGAUAAAAAAACCCAUUCGUCUUCCCCACCGUCCCAUCGGCCUUUUUAGUCUCCAUCCUAAAAGGAAAAUGCCACUCCGACCCCCCCGUCAACCAAACCCUGACAUCACAAGA
Pseudogymnoascus destructans is the source of this 1875-nucleotide messenger RNA. RefSeq lists its product as uncharacterized. The record is from RefSeq and is a predicted model, not a curated record. Gene Ontology annotation, molecular function: oxidoreductase activity. The transcript has 3 exons. Lineage: Eukaryota; Fungi; Ascomycota; Leotiomycetes; Thelebolales; Thelebolaceae. The coding region runs from base 263 to 1192 and encodes 309 amino acids.